AUGAGACAGACAAAUGAGACACAGGUGACGGAGUUUCUUCUUCUGGGACUCUCUGGCGACCCGCACACCCAGAAGCUGCUCUUUGUCUUAUUUCUGGGUGUCUAUCUGGUCACUGUGCUUGGAAACCUGCUUCUCAUGUUCCUCGUUCAGGCUGAUUCUCGGCUUCACACACCCAUGUAUUUUUUCCUGUGCAACCUGUCUCUGGCUGACCUCUGCUUCUCGACCAACAUUGUCCCUCAGGCUCUUGUCCACCUCCUUUCGAGGAGAAAGGCCAUUUCAUUCAGACGCUGUGCAGCUCAGCUCCUGCUCUUUCUUAUUUUUGGGUGCACACAAUGUGCCCUUUUGGCUGUGAUGUCUUAUGAUCGGUAUGUGGCUAUCUGUAACCCUCUGCAUUACCCUAGCAUCAUGACGUGGAGGGUGUGUAUCCAGCUGGCCACAGCGUCAUGGACUAGUGGCUUUGUAGUGUCUGUGGUGGACACCACUUUCACACUAAGCCUCCCCUAUCGAGGAAGCAACAGUAUUGCUCAUUUCUUUUGUGAGGCUCCUGCCCUGUUGACCCUGGCUUCUACAGACACCCACACUUCCGAGAUGGUCAUCUUCCUCAUGGGGGUUGUGAUUCUCCUCCUACCUGUCUCCCUAAUUCUGGUGUCCUAUGGCCACAUCAUAGUGACUGUGGUCAAGAUGAAGUCAGCUUCAGGGAGGCUCAAGGCA
Acomys russatus (golden spiny mouse) is the source of this 711-nucleotide messenger RNA. Its product is annotated as olfactory receptor 2D2-like. The annotation marks the transcript as partial. Gene Ontology annotation, molecular function: olfactory receptor activity; G protein-coupled receptor activity. The record is from RefSeq and is a predicted model, not a curated record. NCBI's taxonomy places the organism in Eukaryota, Metazoa, Chordata, Mammalia, Rodentia, Muridae. The transcript has a single exon. Gene Ontology annotation, biological process: G protein-coupled receptor signaling pathway. Gene Ontology annotation, cellular component: membrane.